UUGGGUUUGUGUGGCCAAUAUAAAUAUGGUUAUAUGUGAGGUUGCCAAGAGGGCAAGGAAGCUCAAUUCAUUUCAAUCAAUCUCUCUUUCUCUCUGCAUCUCAAUUGUCAAGAUUUUUGCCUUGGAUUUAAAAAUGGCAGGCAAUCCUCACUACGAAGGAGAUCCAAAAGCUGUGGAGAAGAUCAAUAAUGGAUACAAUGUGAAGCCAAGAGCUCUCAACAUUGUUUGGGGCAACGAUCCGCGGUACUGGGAAGUCCCUUCUAGCAGUGACAGCAACAAACCCGCAGAGCUUCUACAAGUGUGUUGGCUGGAAGUAACUGGUUCAGUGGAUAUUAAUCCGAAGAAGCGUUGUGAAGUGGCGUUUGAGGUGUCGUUAACCCCGGAUGCGUUCGGAUGGGGCGGAGCUCCGGUCUACAUCAUGGCAAAGAGAGGGAAGAAGGGUAAAUUUGCAUGGAAAAAAGAACCAUUGAUCACCAGUAAUAAUAAUAACUCAAAUGAGGGUUCAGAGGUAUUUUACAUAAAGACUACCAGCAAACCUGACCCGGAAAACCUAGAGGACACAAAGCUGUAUUUUGGGUUGUAUGAAGUUUGGAGUGGGAAAUGGAAAGGAGGACUAAAGAUUAAUAAAGUUAUUGUCAAGGAAUUACUAGACUCAUCAUCAUGAACGGGAAUUUGAAUUGGUGGAUUUCAUUUGAAGCACUCAAAAUUUUUGGUUUUCAUCUUUGGCGAGAGAAUUCAUUUCUGCAUUUAUAUUUCAAGAUUGUUCAUACUUUCGAGAAAGCCCCAAUCUCAUUACAGUUUGAUAACCCAUUACCUGGUUUUGUAUUCACCCCUUGUGUAUGAUUGAUACUGGCUUGAUACAGAGAUCUAUUUAUUGUAUUUUGAAUAAAACUAUGAAAUUGACGAUAGUGAAAUUCUGAAUAAGAAGUAAAAAAUUUUGUCCGAGUGGUUUCCAAUUACUAUUUCAAUUUCAAGCAUUCAAAUGAUUAUUAGU
Molecule: messenger RNA, 994 nt
Organism: Oldenlandia corymbosa var. corymbosa
Lineage: Eukaryota; Viridiplantae; Streptophyta; Magnoliopsida; Gentianales; Rubiaceae
Source: the annotation of a GenBank genome assembly